Triplophysa dalaica is the source of this 750-nucleotide messenger RNA. It is a transcript of the gene cckb, whose product is annotated as cholecystokinin b. Bases 39 to 413 code for a protein of 124 amino acids. Gene Ontology annotation, cellular component: axon; extracellular region. NCBI's taxonomy places the organism in Eukaryota, Metazoa, Chordata, Actinopteri, Cypriniformes, Nemacheilidae. The record is from RefSeq and is a predicted model, not a curated record. Gene Ontology annotation, molecular function: neuropeptide hormone activity. Gene Ontology annotation, biological process: digestion. The transcript is spliced from 3 exons.
CUUUCAUUCUCCUCCAAGCUCAAAGAAACAGAGUAAGGAUGAACAGCGGAGUGUGCGUGUGUGUGAUCCUGGCUGCUCUUUCUGUCUCGUGCCUGGGUCGUCCCCGCUCCUCUUCUCCUGACACCGGAGACAGUCCACUCCCCUCACAUUUGGACACCAGCGUGAGCGAGCACCUUCGACUCGCCCGCUCCCUCAGCCUCCCAAAGCAGCCUGCGACCGACAAGGACACAGAAACCCGCGCUAACCUCAGCCAGCUGCUGGCCAAACUCAUCUCCAAAAAAGGAUCUGUUCGUCGCAACUCAUCCUUGAACAACAGAGCAAACAGCGUGAACCACCAGAUGAAAGACCGGGAUUAUGUCGGCUGGAUGGAUUUUGGCCGUCGGAGCGCUGAGGAAUAUGAAUACUCGUCAUAAAAUCCAUAGAUAACAUCUGACUCCUCUCUGCUACAAAUAAAGAGUAUAUUUAUUACUACAACUGUUAUUAUUAUUAUUAUUAUUCUAAUGUACAUUUGUUAAGAAACCAGUAUAAUGCAAUAUAUACAAACCCCUAAAUUUGCAAAAAAAAUACAAAAAAAGUCUCAAAGUAUUGUUGUUGUUUUUAUAUCCUGUAAUUUAAUGUACACAAUGGUUUUUGCUAGGAGAACCAUCAACCUAACGUGUGUUUCAAAACUCAUUCAACUUUAGUUUUCAAUAAAUCAGGUCAGCAUUCAACAUUGGCCUAAAAUCCUAAAGGCUCUGGCAGUUUGUCCAU